This is a messenger RNA of Drosophila eugracilis, 978 nucleotides long. RefSeq names its product enhancer of split malpha protein (gene Tom). The transcript has a single exon. The coding region runs from base 96 to 572 and encodes 158 amino acids. Gene Ontology annotation, biological process: sensory organ development; Notch signaling pathway. The record is from RefSeq and is a predicted model, not a curated record. NCBI's taxonomy places the organism in Eukaryota, Metazoa, Arthropoda, Insecta, Diptera, Drosophilidae.
AGGGAAACCAGAACACUACCAACUCUCAUCCGAGUGCAACCAACUCAAGAUCAAAAGUUAUAUUUCAAACUCGAAAAAAAAACAACCUUAUAACAAUGUCGUUCAUCACACGGGAAUACAAGUUUGAGAGCAGCAAGGUGAUGGAGCAGAAAUCAGAUCAGCACACGAUGGCCAUGCGGAGUCUGAGGAAACUGGUCAAACCCCUUCUGCGGCUGGUGAAGAAGAAGCAGUUGCUCCGGAAGACUCUAGCUGAGAUCCAGAACCAAAAUGCCAUCAACGCUUCGUUGGAGGACAUGCGCAAAGAUCCCGCGGCCAGUUGUGAUAACAUGGCCAACGAGGAGUUGGAGCAGCGACUCUAUAGCGAUCUUCGCCAGUGCCCCACCAAUGGUGCCAUGAUCGUCCAGCAGGGUCAACAGCAGAACAUUGUGCCCGUCCAUCCCGAGCAGACCUUUAUCCCGGUUCACUUUGCUCGCACCAGCAGUGGCACCUUCUUCUGGACCUCAGCCGAGAGUGCUCGCCAGCACCAGGAGCAGCAGUUACGCCAGCAGUUCGAUCGAUGGGUUCAGGCCUAAACAUCAUCCAAUCAAUCUUCGAUCCAUCAGGAAAAUCUCCAAUUGGCAGCUUUAAGUGCAAGUGUCUCCGUCCAUUGGUCGUCGUAUGGAUGCGGGUUCAGCUUAGCAUGUUCGUAAUCUCAGGGUGAUAUUAGGCAUAGAUUGGAUUCUUUGGGCUUGGCUCCCAAAGGAAACGCAACUCUAAUUGAUAUUCAAUUCGUCACAAUCAAGCGUUACUGUCGUUAACUCAUUGUGAUUCCUUGUGUCUUAUUAGCCUUAAGUUAGUCUUAGCCGAAUCAUUGUCUUCCAUGUUUGUUUGUUAGGGUCUUCUAAUAGGUACUAGGCUAAGAAUCAUUGUCUUCCAUGUAAAAUUUUAGCUUUAAGAAUAUAAAUCGUAAAAGAAAUAAAAAACUAAAAAAAAAGAAAA